Cuscuta epithymum is the source of this 1959-nucleotide messenger RNA. The record is from the annotation of a GenBank genome assembly. Lineage: Eukaryota; Viridiplantae; Streptophyta; Magnoliopsida; Solanales; Convolvulaceae.
UGGGUGAGAGCAGCGGAGGAAUUUACAUCCCUCCUUUUAAGUUGGCCAGGAUGAUGGAGGAUGCGGAGGACAAAAGCUCGGCGGAAUACCAAAGGAUGACGUGGGAUGAUCUUAAGAAGAGUAUAAAUGGGCUGGUUAAUAAAGUGAAUGCAACAAAUAUUAAGAACAUAAUUCCAGAACUGUUCGCUGAGAAUUUGAUUCGUGGAAGGGGCCUGUUUGUCCGCGCUUGUAUCAAGUCCCAAAUGGCUUCUCCUGGUUUCACUGAUGUCUUUGCAGCAUUGGCUGCUGUUGUUAACACCAAGUUUCCAGAGGUGGGGGAUCUUCUUUUGAGGAGGAUUGUUUUGCAGCUACAAAGAGCCUACAUACGCAAUGAUAAGCCCAAAUUGUUGGCAGCUGUGAAAUUCAUUGCUCAUCUUGUAAACCAUCAAGUAGUUCAUGAGCUGGUUGCCCUUGAACUUCUUGCUGUUUUGCUUGAAAAUCCCUCAGACGACAGUGUUGAAGUUGCAGUUGGUUUUGUUACUGAGUGUGGAUCUAUUCUCCAAGACUUGACUCCACGUGGAUUGGACGGCAUUUUUGAGCGGUUCCGUGGGAUACUUCAUGAAGGAGAGAUCGAUAAAAGAGUUCAGUUCUUGAUUGAAGGCCUCUUCGCAGUACGUAAAUCAAAGUUUCAGGGUUAUCCGGCAGUUCGCCCAGAGCUCGAUUUAGUAGAGCAGGAGGAUCAGUUGACCCAUGAAAUAUCUCUUCAGGAUACUAUAAAAGAUGAAGAUGCACUGAAUAUUUUCAAGCUAGAUCCCAAUUACUUAGAAAACGAAAAGAAGUAUGAAGAAUUGAAAAAGGCAAUACUAGGUGAUGAAUCUGAGGAAGAAGGGGAUUUUGAUGCUGAGUCUGUGGAUGAAGAUGAAGAGGAUGAAGUCAAAGAUGAUGAAGAACAAAUGAAAAUAACUGAUGAGACUGAAACAAACUUAGUCAACCUUCGAAGAACCAUCUAUUUAACAAUAAUGUCGAGUAAGGACUUUGAGGAAGCAGGUCAUAAACUGUUGAAGAUUAAACUUGAGCCUGGUCAAGAGAUGGAAUUAUGCAUAAUGCUUCUAGAGUGUUGCAGCCAGGAGAGAACCUAUGAUCGUUACUAUGGGCUUUUGGGUCAACGUUUUUGUAUGAUCAACAAGAUUCACCAGGAGAACUUUGAAAAGUGCUUUGUGCAACAGUACUCAAUGAUUCAUCGAUUGGAAACCAAUAAACUGGAAAAUGUUGCCAAGUUCUUUGCCCACUUGCUUGGAACUGAUGCAUUGCCUUGGCAUGUUCUAGCUUACAUUAGACUCACAGAAGAAGAUACCACCUCCUCUUCCCGCAUCUUCGUCAAAUAUCUAUUUCAAGAAUUAUCUGAACAUCUUGGGAUCCGGCUUUUAUAUGAACGCCUCAAUGACCCAACAAUGCAAGAGUCAUUUGACUCUAUUUUCCCAAAGGACAACCCGAAGAACACAAGGUUUGCAAUUAAGUUUUUCACAUCCAUCGGCCUGGGUGGGAUCACUGAGAACCUCCAAGAACAUCUGAAGAUCAUCAUGCAGCAGCAACAGAAGCCCACUGCCCCUGCUUCUUCCAAUUCAUCAGUCUCGUCAUCCAGCAGCAGCAGCUCUGAGGAAGAGGAUACCUCACGAAGAAGGAGGAGGCGUUGAUCUGCCCAAAUGUUUGACUCUGUAUAUCAUAUUUUUUGACUCUGUUCACUUUAUAACAUUUUUUUUAAAAACAAACAGGCAACACAAGUACAGAAAUAUUGCUAAUGCCAGUAGGUAAUGUUUAAGGCUUUAAGCCUGAGUAUGAGUAUGUCUAGGAGAGUGGUUCGCUUUCUUGUCCAAAAUGUUGCAGUCUUGCAGAAAAUGCUUGCGUAGGUUUGUUCAAGUACAUAAAUAUUGCUAAUGCCAGUAGGGUUGCAAAUAAAACUCUAACAUGCCUUUUGUGUUG